AUGGCCGACCACGACAAGCCCCCCGCGUACGGCGGUCCUCCCCCUCAACACCCGCAACAAGCCUACCAAGGCUACGGCUCCCCGCCUCCCCCGGGCGGCCCAGGAGGAUACGGCACCCCUCCGCCGGGACAGUACUACUCCCCCGGCCCGGAGAUGAACUACGGCCACCAGCAAGGCCCUUACCCGCCUCCUGGACAGUACCCCCCCGGACAAUAUCCUCCUCAAGGACCCUACCCGCCCCAGGGCCAGUACGGACAGCAGUACCCGCCGCAAGGCGGUUACUACCAGGACAACCGCGGCGGCGGCUCGGGAGGCGGCAUCAUGGCUGGUCUGCUCGGUGCGCUCGCAUGCUGCUGCUGUCUUGACUGCUUGUUCUAA
Molecule: messenger RNA, 378 nt
Organism: Colletotrichum fioriniae
Lineage: Eukaryota; Fungi; Ascomycota; Sordariomycetes; Glomerellales; Glomerellaceae
Source: RefSeq, a predicted model, not a curated record